AUGUUACAACCAUAUAGGCUACAGGGUGGCAUACGAUCAUUCACUACGCGCACCACUUUACUUCAAAAGUUCCUCACCCCAAAUGAAUUAAUUUCCAAAACUAAACAACAACAACUCGAAUCUCAACAAUUUCAAUCACAAUUGCGUCAAAAUCAAAACUCAUAUUCACCCAAAACAUUAAGUUCUCACGCCACAUUCCCAGAAAACCACAAGCGUCCGAUUCCUCUUAAUGUUGAACUAUUACAAUACAAACCGUUGAGAUUACCACAAACUCAUGGUGAUGAAGUAGCCACAUUAAGCUUAAAAGGUUAUAAUGAAGAUGAUUUAAUUCGUAUGGGUGAAUUUGCAUUACGAGCAGCUUAUUACUUGGGUAUCCCCAUGUCGAAAUUGACUUCACUCAAAACUGAAAAGAGAUUAUAUACCGUUAUUAAAUCACCUUUUGCUCAAGCGAAAACAAAACAAAAUUUCCAUCGAAUUACGUAUAAUAAACAAUUGGUUGCAUAUGAUGCUAACUCGGAAAUUGUUGAUUUAUGGUUGAGUUAUGUAAACAGGUACAAGUUGCAAACUGUUGAUAUGAAUGCCACUGUUGUGGCGAGGGAAGGAUUGAAUUAUAAUGAAGAAUUGGCUAAAUUGGAAGAAUUUGAAUUGCCUGAUGCGUAUGAAGGGUUGGAAGAUCCAGUUGCUCAAAAAGUUAAAGAGUUGUUACAAUUGGAUGAGUUUAAGAGAACUUUAUAA
Molecule: messenger RNA, 735 nt
Organism: Lodderomyces orthopsilosis Co 90-125
Lineage: Eukaryota; Fungi; Ascomycota; Pichiomycetes; Serinales; Debaryomycetaceae
Product: mitochondrial 37S ribosomal protein uS10m
Exons: 1
Coding region: 1-735 (244 amino acids)
Biological process (GO): translation
Cellular component (GO): small ribosomal subunit; mitochondrion; ribosome
Molecular function (GO): structural constituent of ribosome
Source: RefSeq, a predicted model, not a curated record